AUGGCUGGUCCGUCCGCCCGUCGGCCACCUCGACGUUGCACAUCCACGCUGCACAAGCCCAAGCCCAGCUCGGUGGCGAGAAGCAGAGCAGCUGGCAUUGAGGCUGCAUCCUCACCUUCCUCCUCCUCCUUGGCCGAGAGCGCUGGCUACUCUCCCAGCACGAGCCUGACCAGGUCCGUCCGCCCGUCGGCCACCUCGACGUUGGACAUCAACGCCUCGGGCAGCGCCCGGUGGGCCAAGAGCUACGACGUCUGCAUCUGCCACAGCGAGGUGGACCUGGAGCUGGUGGAGGAGCUGGUGUCCUACCUGGAGGGCCAACCCGAAAGCUUCCGUUGCUUCCUCCAGCUGCGGGACGCUGUGCCGGGCAGAGCGGUGGUGACGGAACUGUGUGACGCCGUGCAAAACAGCCACUGCUGGGUCAUGCUCAUCACCCCCGGCUUCCUCCGGGAUCCUUGGUGCAAGUACCAGAUGCACCAGGCAUUGGCCGAAGCUCCGCUGGCCAACGGGCGCACCAUCCCGGUGCUGAAGGACUUGGAGCGGAAGGAUUAUCCCAGGGAGCUGCGGAACCUCUACUACAUCUACAUGGCGCUGAAGGAGAACUGCUUCCGGCAGAUCAGAGACACCGUCGUGCGCUACCUCCAGGAGCUGUGCCGGAGCGGGACGGAGUAG
This is a messenger RNA of Opisthocomus hoazin, 669 nucleotides long. Lineage: Eukaryota; Metazoa; Chordata; Aves; Opisthocomiformes; Opisthocomidae. The record is from RefSeq and is a predicted model, not a curated record.